Syngnathoides biaculeatus (alligator pipefish) is the source of this 3059-nucleotide messenger RNA. RefSeq names its product nuclear receptor subfamily 5, group A, member 5 (gene nr5a5). NCBI's taxonomy places the organism in Eukaryota, Metazoa, Chordata, Actinopteri, Syngnathiformes, Syngnathidae. Gene Ontology annotation, molecular function: RNA polymerase II cis-regulatory region sequence-specific DNA binding; zinc ion binding; nuclear receptor activity. Gene Ontology annotation, biological process: tissue development; hormone-mediated signaling pathway; regulation of transcription by RNA polymerase II. Bases 447 to 2018 code for a protein of 523 amino acids. The transcript has 7 exons. The record is from RefSeq and is a predicted model, not a curated record. Gene Ontology annotation, cellular component: RNA polymerase II transcription regulator complex.
CAAAGGGAUCUUGCGAGUGAGAUGUCGUUUCGUAAUGCGCUUCCUUGGCGACUCCAUAAACAAUACCCAACACAAAGGAACAACACUAAGAUAUGAAAUCUGUGAAUGGUCACCAUUCGCGGCGGCGCGCCACUGAACGUUAUCUUAUCGAGCCUGCAGCUCCAAAGUUAGAGAUGGCUCAGUGACUUCACUACAGUAACAUUCCAGCAGAUGGCUAUGUGACGGACUGGCCUGCGGACGUAGGCGAGGAGUGCCAGUCAGUUUUUUUUUUUUUUUACAACUACCGAUCAAAGUCCGCAUGUGGCCCUCAAACGGCCGUCAGUCCACCGGGAGCGCUCGGGGCUGCGUGGCGGGUCCUUCGCGCACUGUGCGUCCGCCGCCCCCGUACCUGAGACUAUGAAGACCUGACCUCGUCCGACCGCGGACCCGUUGCACCCGCAGACGGCAUGGAGGACCUUCCCGAUCACUUCCGAGAGCAGCGGCGGGCUUCUGGACCCCGCGCGGACGUCUUUCCUUCAGAGGGGGCAUCGACGUCUCAGGAGCCCAGGAGGGAGGCGGACGAGAGGCCCGAGUCGGGCGAGGGCUGUCCCGUGUGCGGGGACAAAAUAUCGGGGUACCACUACGGCCUGCUCACCUGCGAGGGCUGCAAGGGCUUCUUCAAACGCUCGGUGCAGAACGACAAACGCUACACCUGCGCGGAGGGCCAGCGCUGCCCCGUGAACGUCUCGCAGAGGAAGCGCUGCCCCUUCUGCCGCUUCCAGAAGUGUCUGGCGGUGGGCAUGAAGAAAGAAGCAGUGAGAGCGGACCGCAUGCGAGGCGGCAGGAACAAGUUCGGGCCUUUCUAUCGGCAGAUGAAAGAACAAAAAGUCCAUCCCCCGGCCAACGCCGCCCCCUAUAGGACUAUAGUGGAAACAACGCAAAGGCUCUGGCCCGCAGCGUCAAAUGACUGUCCGCUCAUGUGCGACCACACCAGCAACCCCCUGCCCGCGGAUGCUUUCCAUCAGUCGCACAUGUACCCCUCCGGAAUGGCACCGUCGCCUCUAGACUGCGGCACGAGCGACGACGGAGUAGUCCCUCCUCUGCCGCUUCCGCCAACAUUCCCCGGUUACCUCUCAGAAGAACUACAAACGCCUCUGAGCUACAGACAGGCUCCUUCCCGCUACCCCGUACACAGCACCCCGAGCAGCCCGUACACGUUACGAACGCCCUCCACGUCGCCGUGCUCGAGCGUCGCCCCCACCCCUCCGCCGCAAGGCCCCGCGGGCUUCCCGGCCGCCUGCGGCGAACCCUCUCCGUCCGCCUUCCUCGCUCAGCUCCUGGAAGGGGAGCAGGACGAGAGCCAGCUGUGCGCCAAGGUGGUGGCCAGUCUGCAGAGGGAGCAGGCCAACCGGGGCAAGCACGACUGCCUCAACACGUUCAGCAUCAUGUGCAAAAUGGCGGACCAGACUCUGUUUGGUCUGGUGGAGUGGGCCAGGAACAGUGCGCUCUUUAAGGAGCUCAAGGUGGAGGACCAGAUGGUUCUUCUGCAGAGUUGCUGGAGUGAGCUCCUGGUUCUGGACCACCUUUGCAGACAGGUGACCUACGGAAAAGAAGGUUGCAUAUAUCUGGUCAUGGGACAGCAGAUCGAGAUGUCAACAAUCAUCUCUCAGGCGGGACCCACACUGAGCAGUUUAGUCACCAGGACACAGGAUUUGGUGUCCAAACUGAAGGCGCUGCACUUUGACAGGCACGAGUUUGUCUGUCUCAAAUAUUUGGUGCUUUUUAACCCUGACGUGAAGUCCGUGCAGAGUCGGCGGCAAGUGGAGCACACGCAGGAGAGGGUGAACAGGGCGCUGAUGGAGCACACCCAAAGGACUCACCCGGGUCACUCGGACAAAUUCGGCCAGCUGCUGCUGCGGCUGCCCGAGGUGCGCAGCAUCAGCCUGCAGGUGGAGGAGUAUUUGUACCAGCGUCACCUGUUGGGUGACUUGCCUUGCAACUCUCUGCUCACAGAGAUGCUGCACACCAAACACAGCUGAGAUCACAAGAAGUCCAAUUAAAAUUGGGAGUUUUGCCUUUCAUGUUUACAUGGGAACCACCUCAACCUGCUGCUGUAACAUUUAAAAAUAAAAAUAAUAAAAAAGGAAAAAAACUGUAGAACGCCAACACGAAACAACAAAAGGUGACAAUGAUUUAAAAAUGAUUUUUAUUCUGGUCCUGAUACCAAGGAGAGUUGAUGAAUGAAAUAAACACGGACUGGCACAGAUUUGAUGAUGAGAAAAAAAAAGUGUUAUGACUAGAGGAGAGGGGAAGAGGGGAAAAAAAAAAAAAACUACCCAAACCGACAAAAAUACAUUAGCAGAACCUGAAAUUAAACAACUCUAAAGCAAACUAAAUAAAUAGACCCCCUGGUUGGCAAGGAUUUAAAGGGGGAGGAUUGCACAGAAUCAAAAUUAAGUUAUUGCAUAACCACAUACUACUCGAUAAACAAAUAAAUACACACAUCCAUAGUACGUGCACACAUUCUAGUUUUUUGUUCUUUUUUUUGUUUAAUUUUCCUGUCUUUACAGCCGUAUUUAAAUGUCGUUAACAUUAACACGCGUUGGAGGCAGCCGGUGAUUUUAAAUAGGCGGCAAAAGGAAGCUAUGGGUGGGGGGGGGCGACUUUACAACGGCAACUAAAUCACGAGCAAGUAUGUAGCGUAAUAGUAAAGAUUUGACCAUUUUACAUUCCCCAGUUUUACAUGGAGUCUAAAUAGACUGAGUGGCUUAGAUUUAGGGCUGCUACAGUCCGGAAUAAUCCUUCAUCAAGAAGCCUGGACAAAAAAAAAAAAAAGAAGGGAAUCAAUUUAUGGUAAUAAACAGAAUCCCUGGAGACAAAAAGUCUCUCCUCACACACACACACACAUUUGAUCCCAAACGCACAUCUAAGCAACGCUUAAGCAGCAGACUAGCUUAUUCUUACAAAAGGGAAAUAUGCAGCUUUUAUUAUUAAGGAAAUUAUUCUCCACUGUGAAAAGUGAUCAGCAUUCAAUUUGUGUCAAAUCAGCACUGGUUAGAAGAGUAAAAAAAAAAAAAAUA